Trichomonas vaginalis G3 is the source of this 1614-nucleotide messenger RNA. RefSeq lists its product as uncharacterized. NCBI's taxonomy places the organism in Eukaryota, Parabasalia, Trichomonadida, Trichomonadidae. The record is from RefSeq and is a predicted model, not a curated record. The transcript has a single exon. The coding region runs from base 1 to 1614 and encodes 537 amino acids.
AUGAUUGAUGAUUCAUAUGACUGGGUAGAGACUGAUUACGAGCUUUUCAACAGGGUGACAGUUGAAUAUUUCAACAAUGCAUCAUCGUGCGCACCAACAGAUAUCAGUUUUCUCCCAGUUGACUCUAAAGGAAUUUUUUAUCAAUAUUCUAACGGCAAUAAAUCAUAUUUAAACGAUGUAAAAGAAGGAAAAAUUAUCGUUCAAUACAAUGAUACUAGCAAUAUCUGGAUUAUCGUUCAAAAUUCCGAAGUUUUGAAAUAUAAUACUCAAUUUUACAGGAAAUGCAAUUAUGACAUCAUACAAGCCAUUCCUAACGCAAAUAAAUUAUAUCUUUUACUAGCAAACAAUUCAAUUAUCGAAUUAAGUGAAACAAGUCAAUCCACAUUCAUUUCAGCGCCAUUCCCACUAUUUAAAUCUUCCAAGAUUCUUGCAAUUCAUAUCUUUUCGAAAUAUUUAUGCACAAUUAACCAGGAUUUCGUUUUUUCAGUUUAUGAACUCAAAACCCGCCAAACAGCAUAUACAACAAAUCUUUCAGAAUUGAUAUAUGCUGAUUUCCCAGUUAAAUCUAUAGAAUCCAUUAAAUUCGCAAGUAUUUCAAAUAACGAUUUUCAUUAUUUGACUUUAGGAGUCAAUGUCGAGACCAAUGAUGGCAAAAUCGAUUCCUACGUCAUCAACGGAAUAUACCACUACAAGUAUCUCAACCUUUUCGAGACAAAAAAGAUCAGUAACGUCAAAAUUUUGUCAAUUCACCCAUCAAGGUCAUAUUUCGUGGUCAACGUUAAGGACGAUGAGUACAUAAUUACCAAGGCUUUCAAUCUAGAAGGCAGAGAUAUCGGAAGAAUCGCGAGAUAUCAAGAAAACAUGAAAUUUAUUUCAAAAGAUGUUGCAAUUUCAGAAAGUAACCACUUAGUACAACUCCUUCCUUCCAUGAGACGAAAUAAUCAACAGAUUUCGGAUGCUCUUAACAUUGUUUCUGAAAUUGUAAAUUGUUAUCCGGAAGAUGUCAUCAAUGACGCAAAAGCCGCAUUCUUUAGAGCAGAAUUCCCUGUAAGCGAACUCAGAAAAUGCGAUAAAGUUGCAAAUCUCCUUUAUAAAUUUGAUUAUAAUCUUUAUGAAAUUGUUUACAAGGGAAUUUGCAAGUUUGUUGAGCAAGUAUCAGUAGAUAAACCAUGUAAUAAGGCUAUCUUUUCAACAACAGAGCUUCCAGGCGUUUUUGACAAAGCAUUUUCUCCUUAUGCGUUUUCUAUCUUGGAAAUUGCAUUUGAUUUCCACGCAUUCAUACAAGCAGCAUGUUGCAGUCCAUCAGAAGCAAGUUUGAACUUCCUUGGCAAGGUUGGAGACAUUCUUCAUCCGAUUGUCUACAAUUACGUUACUUUUAUUAACAUAAUGAGUUCCCCUGUUAUUGAAGGAUUCGUGUUUCACCCGUCUAAGUUCGUUCCUGAUAAAUUCCCUGCUUUAUUUAAGCAAGAAAUCCGUUUUGUCAUUACAAAAUUAGGAGAAGGCAAAACUCCACAAACAUCAUACCUCAGUCAGAAAAAUAAAGCUGAAUACAUCAAGAUGCUCAUUUGCCCAACAACAGAACAAAAAUUGUUAUUAACAAAUUUAGAAGAAUAA